AAGAAAAGAAGGAUUAUGUUGUGUUACGGAAAGCGGGUUCAGAAGAAUUAUUCAUAACUGCCAGAAACUGGAUGCCUUCGGAUGGCAUGUGCUUGUAUCAGAGCAGUGUAACAGAUUCUGAAGUUGAAGCAUGCAUAAGACCUAGACAGGAUUGGCUGUUGCUUGACUGUCAAAUGUUAGCUGAGCAAG
Molecule: messenger RNA, 189 nt
Organism: Trichobilharzia regenti
Lineage: Eukaryota; Metazoa; Platyhelminthes; Trematoda; Strigeidida; Schistosomatidae
Source: the annotation of a GenBank genome assembly